This is a messenger RNA of Cajanus cajan (pigeon pea), 3219 nucleotides long. Its product is annotated as protein PHOX4. Lineage: Eukaryota; Viridiplantae; Streptophyta; Magnoliopsida; Fabales; Fabaceae. Gene Ontology annotation, molecular function: protein binding. The record is from RefSeq and is a predicted model, not a curated record.
UUAAAGAGUGUGAUCAGAAAAAAGAAUUCCCCAGCAAUAUUGCAUCGCAAAUUCUUGGUUUAGAGAUAACAAGUUCGACAUUAUCUGAAUUUCUCUUUUUUGUCGUCAUUUGUGGUGUUUACGUCAAGGAUGUGAAAAUCUAAUUACUUUUCCAAAAGGGUGAAAGAACAACAUAACAUUAACAUGGUUUGGCUUUCUUCCAUUCCUCACAUUUCUGACUUUCUUGUUAUCUCUCGGUGUCUAGAUUUCCUUGCCAAAUUUUGAACUUUUUCCCCAAAAUUUUUCACCCAAAUAAAUUUUCCUUCGUUACCAAAUUCUGGGUCUAUCUAUCUUUCUCUCUCUCCAAUCCCCUUUUUGUGAUAAAAACCAAAGGGAAAUUUCCUUCACCUUCAAAUCUGAGUUGGGUUGUCCUUGUCCCCUCUCUGAGUUGGGAUUUGUAUCAAUAGAAACAAAUCCUAAUUUAGAGAGAAGGGUGCAUUUGUAUUGAAAGUGUUCAAAUUCCUUGAAUUCAAACCAAUAUGACAAGAGGAUAGCCCAAAUGAUCCUUCAGUAAUUCAACUUCGAGGUUUUGAGCUUAUUUCUUGGCUUAAAUGAAGCAAUUUCCUACUAAGUUGUCUUUAUCUUGGAGGAGGGAUUUGGGUUCGACUUCAGAUUGGUUAUAUUUUGUGUGUAAUUGAUUCAUAAGAAAAGUUAUAUAAAAAAAACCUUUUUUCUUAUGUUGUUGAAUGGGUUGAACUAUGAGUUUUGUGGACUAGGAAGAGUGGUAUUUUUUAUCGGUUUAUUUACUAUUGAAUUGUUGGGUUCAAUAUGGGGAAGAAAAAACAGGACGGAGAAACAAGUGAAGAUGGAGGAAAUCAUAAGAAAGUUGAAGAUAAAAGCCACAAAGCAUAUGAUAAUGAUACUAUGAUGUUUAUAUCAAUGUCUCAAGAGUUGAAAGAUGAAGGGAACAAGUUGUUUCAAAAGAGAGAUCCUCGAGAAGCUUUGGUAAAAUAUGAGAAGGCCCUUAAAUUGCUUCCAACAAAUCAUGUAGAUGUGUCCUAUAUACGGAGUAACAUGGCUGCGUGCUACAUGCAAAUGGGGCUCAAUGAGUAUCCUAGAGCAAUCCAUGAAUGCAAUUUGGCUCUUGAAGUAACACCAAAAUAUAGUAAAGCUCUGAUGAAAAGGGCAAGGUGUUAUGAGGCUUUAAAUAGGCUAGAUUUUGCACUAAGAGAUGUUAGCACUAUUUUGAAGAUGGAUCCAAAUAAUAUUAUGGCAUUGGAAAUAUUAGAUAAGGUGAAACAUGCACUUGAAGAUAAGGGGUUAGUAGUAAAUGAUACGGAAAUUGAGUUGCCUCCUGAUUAUGUUGAACCACCUUUUACUUUACCUCUAAAAGAAGUAGUGAAAAAAAAGACACAAAAAAAGAAGAAGAACAAAGAGAAGGCUAAUCUUCCUAAUAAAAUUGAAGAAAAACAACCUGAGGAUAAAUUGGAAGAGAAUAAAGUUGAGGAAAAAUUGAAAGAAAAGAAAGUUGAUGACAACAUUCUAGUAAAAAUAAAUGGGGGUAGUCAGAAAGAGAAGAAGGCUAAGAAAUCUAAAAGGAAGGCCAAGGAAAAAGUUGAUGAAAAGAAGGAUGUUGUUAAGGAGGUUAUUGAGGAAAAAAGUAAUGAUAAAAGUGAAGGUAUACCUAAGAAGACAACAAAACUUAUUUUUGGUGAGGAUAUAAGAUGGGCUGAAUUGCCAGUUAAUUGUAACCUCUUUCAAUUAAGAGAAGUUAUUUGUGAUCGAUUCCCUAGAGUAGGAGCAUUUCUUGUCAAAUAUAGGGACCAUGAGGGUGAUCUGGUCACUAUCACUUGUGAUGAAGAAUUAAGGUGGGCUGAAAUAGGAGCACAAGGUUCUAUCCGAUUGUACAUAGUGGAAGCUAAUCCUGAUCAUGACCCAUUCUUUCAAAAUAUUAAUGUAAAGAAUAAACAAACGGUUAACAUUGAUAAUUCUCCUGUGAAUGGUUCUGUGGUGAAAGCGAAGGACAUCAUUAGCUCCUCUUGCAUUGAGGAUUGGAUAAUUCAUUUUGCACAACUAUUCAAGAACCAUGUUGGGUUUGAAUCUAACAAAUAUUUAGAUUUUCAUGAACUUGGGAUGAAGUUAUAUUUAGAGGCUUUGGAGGAGACAAUUAUAAGUGAGGAAGCACAAUGCCUAUUUGACAUGGCAAGUGGUAAAUUCCAAGAAAUGACAGCUCUAGCGUUGUUUAAUUGGGGAAAUGUGCAUAUGUCCAAUGCAAGGAAGAAAGUAUAUUUAACAGAGAAUUCUUCUAAAGAACAUGUGAUUGAACAAAUCAAAAGUUCAUAUGAUUGGGCACAUGAAGAAUAUGAAAAGGCUGGAGAAAAAUAUGAAACAGCCAUUGAAAUUAAGCCAGAUUUUUAUGAAGGGUUUUUAGCACUAGGCCAGGAGCAGUUUGAGGAAGCAAAACUUUCUUGGAAUUAUGCACUCUGUAGUAAUGUAGAUUUCGCAACAUGGCCCUCCAUUGAGGUUCUUCAAUUGUACAACAGUGCUGAGGAUAAUGUGGAGAAAGGAAUGUUGAUAUGGGAAGAAUCAAGAGAGGAACAAUUGAGUGAAACCUCUUAUCCUAAUGACAUUAGAUUACAUUUGCAGAACAUGGGGUUGGAUAUGCUAUUCAAAAAUAUGUCAUCAAAUGAAAUUUUUGCGCAUGUAGAAAAUAUGAGGUCACAAAUAAAUCUUCUAUGGGGUACUAUGUUAUACGAACGCUCAAUAGUGGAAUUUAAAUUAGGGCUACCUGAAUGGCAUGAGUGUUUAGAAGCUGCAAUUGAGAAGUUUGAACUUGUUGGAGCUUCUACAACAGAUAUAGCUAUGUUAUUGAAGAACCAUUGUUCAAAUAACACUAAUGUAGAUGGUCUUGGAUUAAAAAAUGAUGAAAUUAUACAAACAUGGAAUGAGAUGUAUGAAGCUAAAAAGUUGCAGAAGAGUGUUCCAUCGUUUCGUUUGGAGCCCUUGUUUAGAAGAAGAAUAUCAAAAAUUUACCAUGCCUUCGAGCUUGUAUGAAUUUUAUUUUUUUUGCAAUGUGUUGAAGAAUAAUGGUGUCAAAACCCACAUGGGUUGCUUUUGUGUCUCAAAUGUUAUUGUCAUCAUUAAGGUAACUAAGAGUCCUAUACCAUUGUUGAUAACAUUCAUAUUAUUCUUUUUUAUUUACAUUUAUAUAGAGUGAGACUAAGUACAUUCUACAAAAGC